UUCCCAGUGGUUAUUUUUGGGAAAGCAUUUCUAAGAGCGCUCUGCUUAAGCUAACAAAACUGUUCCAAAUGGAACAUGACUAACGGUCUCUCAUGCUCCCGUGAGAACUCAGAAAUGUCGGUUGCUUUGCGUUUGUACUAGUAGGCGAUAAUAGGAACUGGAGUGAUAAUUUUUUAUCUGGGAUUAAACACGUUACUCUGGCACUGGACUUGAUUUACGGAACACGUUUUGCGAUUAAAGAGGUGGGAUUAUGGAGCCUGUGGUUAUUCUGGAGCAGAAUAACUUUACUCUGAGCGCGGUGCCUCUGGCACAUCCACUGUGUACAGAAUGGAAAAGAGACCCAGAAGGAUCAGUUUUUCAUCUCGCUAAUAUCCUCCUGGUACUGGGUUUCAUGGGUGGUAGUGGAUUUUAUGGAUUGAUCUACAUGUUUAGUUUGAUGUCGCUCGGUUUUUUGUGCUACUCCUUUUGGGCUUGGUCCAAUCCGUGCACCACGGACUCAUUUUCGUGGACUUUUGUCCUGUUUGUCAUUUCUGUUGCUCAAGUCAUCCAUGUCGCAUACCGCCUACGGAGUGUGACUUUUGAUAAGGACUUCCAGGAUCUCUACGGAUGCAUGUUCAAAAAGUUGGGAGUGUCUCUCAGUCACUUCGGGAAGAUCGUCUCUUGCUGUGAGCAGGAAAUCCAUACUAUCAUAAAAGACCACUACUUUGCAGUCGAGGGCAAAACUCCUAUCGAUAAACUGUCUGUUCUUCUCUCCGGGAGAAUCCGUGUUACAGUGAAUGGAGAAUUUCUACACUACAUAUACCCUUUCCAGUUCUUGGAUUCACCUGAAUGGGAUUCACUCAGACCGUCCGAGGAGGGAGUUUUCCAGGUAUCACUAAGAGCAGACGAUCGCUGCACAUAUGUCGCUUGGAGACGCAAGAAGUUAUAUCUGCUCUUUGCCAAACACCGAUAUAUCGCCAAGAUAUUUGCGCUGGUGGUGCGCAGUGACAUCGCCGAUAAGCUGUACUCUCUGAACGACAGAGCGCUGGACGCACACGGUUUCCGCUAUGAUCUGCGUUUACCCAGCUUCUGCCACACGCCUCAGGCACAGUUAGAAAAACCACACAACAGUUAAAAACCACGCUAUGACCCCGCUUUGGAAUGUCCUCCCACUUAUCAGAGGAAAUCUUAAAGAAAUCAGGUGGAAGUCCAUGAUGGAAAUGUAUUUCCUAAAGACUUGACCUUUGCACCUUUUAUAAUAAUAAUAAUAAUAAUAAUAAUAAUAAUAAUAAUAAUAAUAACAGUCCUGAUGUUGAAUGUUUAGUACAUAUCUCAUGCCUCAAAUUCAAGUCUGAUGCAUCCUUACUCUAUUAUUUGCAUAAAAUAAAAAAAAAGAAGUCUAAAUUGUCCAUUAUUAUGUCUUAGUAACUUUGAGUAUGUCUUUGAAUGUUCUCAGCUGAUAGUCUAGAAGACAUUUAGCUAAUGCUUUUGCAGAUCUAAAUUCCCGAAUAAAUGAGAUUUUGUAAUCACCUUUUGCUGCUCGUG
This is a messenger RNA of Ictalurus furcatus (blue catfish), 1524 nucleotides long. RefSeq names its product popeye domain containing 3 (gene popdc3). Lineage: Eukaryota; Metazoa; Chordata; Actinopteri; Siluriformes; Ictaluridae. Gene Ontology annotation, molecular function: cAMP binding. The transcript is spliced from 3 exons. The record is from RefSeq and is a predicted model, not a curated record. The coding region runs from base 251 to 1114 and encodes 287 amino acids. Gene Ontology annotation, cellular component: sarcolemma.